UCGACCAGGCGCCCAAAGAAUACCCUCAAACAGACACGUCGACACGCACGCAGCGCCAUGGUGAGCUUCCGCGAUCCCUACGCGGUCUUGGGCCUGGACUCCAAGAGUGACGAGCGCAAGGUCAAGGCAGCCUACCAUCGGGAGGCACGGCGCUGGCACCCAGACAAGCAGGACCCACAGGCGGACACCACCGCGCGCUUUCAGCAGGUGCAGCAGGCGUACGAGCAGAUCCUGGCGCAACGAAUUCAGAAGAGCGCACAGCCCAAAGAGCCAAGCGCUACGCCCGCUACGCCUACACCUCCUGCUCCGCGCAAGGAGAAGCGAGACGCGGCCGGGCGCGGGGCUUGCGGGGAAGUCGCCGGCGCGGCGCCGGUCGGCACAGAGGAAGAGCGCCGGCGCCGGGUGGAGGAGCACAUGCAACGAGAAGCCGAAGCCUUUCUCAGCGGCAGUGCUGCACCAAAGGCGCCAGAUGUGAGGCCUUCAAAGGCUUCGCUGCAUGAUAUGCUCCAGAAGGCCCAGGAGAGGCAGAAGAAGCAGACGGAGAGCAUCCAGGAACGGCUUCGCGAGUGGAGUGCAAAGGUGGAGCGAGCGGGCCAAAGAAAGGUUGGCGACAGCCGGGACAGCAAGCGCCAGUCCCCGAGACGAGCUCAACCUGAAGUGGCGCUGACUUCCAAAGGCCCCACGCCGAGGCCCACUUCGCCCAUGCUGCUGGGGCGGCUUCGAUCCAGGGAGACGCAAGGUAUCGAGGAAGAUCUCGAUCUGCAGCAGCUUCUGGAGGGCAAUCGCCUGGCCGUGUGCAGGUGGUAUGUCUUGUUUCGGCUGGUGCUGCUGAUGCACCACCGGGAGCGCGCCAAAGCUCGACUCCAAAGCGCGCUGAGGUAAUUCGCAACUGGCGCAGGAGCCUCCCACACUUGUGCAGGAGACUCUCCGGAGCAAACUUGGCGCAAUAACUUCCAAUUGCUCAAGAGCUCUUAUUUCCCCCUCUUGGUUGUA
Effrenium voratum is the source of this 993-nucleotide messenger RNA. NCBI's taxonomy places the organism in Eukaryota, Dinophyceae, Suessiales, Symbiodiniaceae. The record is from the annotation of a GenBank genome assembly.